AUGCCUCCAACCGGUGUCAGCAGUAAGGCUGAAAAGUCCUUGGCCCUCUUCUGGGGCUGUGAGUUGAACUGGGAUAAUCGCUCGUACACCUUUGACCCCUUGGAAGAUGACAAGACUGGCCAUAAGUUAAUGCUGAACGUGAUCUGCAUAGGGGAGAAGAACAAUAAUGAUGUGAACGUAGUGGAGAUCGUACCACCCCCUGAUGAGGAUGGCAGGGAGAGGCGAGCACUUCCCAUUGCCACACUCAAGCUCUCCGUCUUGCCCAUGGCCAAUAUUUCAGGAAUGGAGCUUACUCCCCCCAUCACUUUCCACCUUCGGAGUGGCUCAGGACCAGUCUAUAUCAGUGGCCGCGAUCUUACCGUGAAUUUAGACCCGCCCUUGGAGAAAGGAGAAGGGAAUGAGGAGGAAGCUGAAGAGGACGCUGAGGAGGAAGAAGAUGAUGACUAUGAUGAUGAUGAUGAAGAUGAUGAUGACGGCGACGACGACAACGACGACGAUGAUGAUGAUUCUAAUGAGAGAUCCCUGGAAGAGACCCCUCCACCUAAGCCAGCCAAGCGGCGGGCCUCCAACACUCAGGCUGGUGGUGUUGCAAAGAGUCCCAUCCCUGAGGAGCCCCGAAAUGAAGGCCAAAGGCAAGAAGGCAAAGAGCAGACCCAGGAAAUAAAGGCAAUCUGCAAGAGAGGUGGUAAAGGUGAGUGA
Molecule: messenger RNA, 699 nt
Organism: Trichosurus vulpecula (common brushtail)
Lineage: Eukaryota; Metazoa; Chordata; Mammalia; Diprotodontia; Phalangeridae
Gene: NPM2
Product: nucleophosmin/nucleoplasmin 2
Exons: 7
Coding region: 1-699 (232 amino acids)
Biological process (GO): chromatin remodeling; positive regulation of DNA replication
Cellular component (GO): nucleoplasm; cytoplasm; nucleolus
Molecular function (GO): histone binding; RNA binding; chromatin binding
Source: RefSeq, a predicted model, not a curated record